GGAAAUCACCAACAAAUAGGCAACGGUCAACGGCGUUGCCAAUUCUUUUUCCCAGAUCCUCACGCCGCCGCCUUCUCUCCCCCCAUUUCAAGCUUCGAACCCCCAAAUUCCAUUUCCCUCGACGUGACCGCACUUCGCCUUCCUCCUCCUCUUCCUCUGCUCCCAUGGAUAGCCGCCGAUCCAAGUCCACCAGCGGCGGCAACUUGCAGAUCGAGGGCUACGGCAGUCGGGAGGCGGCGCCGCCGCCCUCCGGCCUCUACGACUACAGGAGCUACAGCACCUACUCCUACAGCGGCUACGGUUCCAAAGGGGUGAAGGAGAAGGCUGUCUCCUCUUCCUCUGCCGCUUCCUCUUCCUCUUCCUCUUCCAAGAAGAGCAGGUGGGCCCUGAGCGACCCCGAUUUCCAGCGGAGGAAGCGCGUCGCAAGCUACAAGGCCUACGCCGUGGAAGGCAGGAUGAAGGGCUCCUUGCGGAGGAGCUUCCGCUGGUUCAAGGAUCGUUACAACAAGAUGCUGUAUAGCUGGUGGUGAUCCCUCCUCUCCAGGGGCAGACCACUGUUGCUCAGAGCUUUCUGAAAGUAAUUGGAAUUGAAAGAAAAGUCCUAUACUUGUUUUCUUGUAGAUUCCUAUUAAGAUGCUACUAAAAAGUAAUAAUGUGUUUUUCAUGUUGUGCAAGUGUUUUCUGGAGAUGGUGAACGCUUGUUGCUGGUCUUCACAAUUUGUGAAAGUUGAGUAAACGCCAAAGUUAUUGUUUUGGGAUCA
Zingiber officinale is the source of this 761-nucleotide messenger RNA. RefSeq lists its product as uncharacterized. The record is from RefSeq and is a predicted model, not a curated record. Bases 165 to 530 code for a protein of 121 amino acids. The transcript is spliced from 2 exons. NCBI's taxonomy places the organism in Eukaryota, Viridiplantae, Streptophyta, Magnoliopsida, Zingiberales, Zingiberaceae.